Messenger RNA from Nicotiana tabacum (common tobacco), 314 nucleotides. The record is from RefSeq and is a predicted model, not a curated record. NCBI's taxonomy places the organism in Eukaryota, Viridiplantae, Streptophyta, Magnoliopsida, Solanales, Solanaceae.
UUUAAUUACCUCCGUUUCUGAGGACAUGAACCUAAAAUUCCUUUCAAUUGAUUAGAGGGUUGGGUUUCAACUUCUUAUGCCUCUAGUGUUCACUCAUUUAAUUGCAGAGAAGAUAUCAAAAUGGGACAUUCUCUGGCUUUAACAUCUACAACCCAUAUCCAACAUGGCAUUAUGAAUCCAACAACUGGGGCUUUACCUAGGGUAAGUAAUACAUCUUUUCGAAGGUCAUCUAGAUUAUUCAGAAUUCAGGCUGUGCAAGAUAAUGGCGGAGGGCCUCGGCGGCUAGUUGAUAUUAUCCGUGUCGUGCCAGAGAU